CCCACCACUUUCCACCCCUUUCUGUCUGUUAUUUCUCCCAAACUUGCGCCCGCACAGGCCCUGCUGCAACGCCCCUGCGCCGGGAGUGCCUCUUGUCCCCACUCCAGAGAGGAAGGGCGUGGGUGCGGCGCAUUUCUGGCCUGGGGAGGGGUUGGAAUAAACCUGCGGGGCCCAUUUUACGACACCGUGCGGCUGUGCGGCGUGGCUGACGGCAACGCCGUGCCGCUCCUGGAGAGGUCACUUCGGAGACGGCGUUGGUUUUGGGGUGUGGGGGGUUGGUGGCACUAUGUGGCGCGUCUGUGCGCGACCCGCCCAGAAUGUAGCCCCACGGACGGGACUCGGGGCUCGGUGGACGGCCUUGCGGGAGGGACCUGGAUCUCCACGAGUGACCUCGCGAUCUGGCCCGGCUCCGGCUCGUCGCAGCAGCGUGACCACAGGGUAUGGCGGGGUCCGUACACUGUGUGGCUGGACCCCCAGCUCGGGGGCCACGCCGCGGAACCGCUUCCUGCUGCAGCUUUUGGGGUCGCCCGGCCGCCGCUGUUACAGUCUUCCCCCGCAUCAGAAGGUUCCGUUGCCUUCUCUUUCCCCCACAAUGCAGGCAGGCACCAUAGCCCGUUGGGAAAAAAAAGAGGGGGACAAAAUCAAUGAAGGCGACCUAAUUGCAGAGGUUGAAACUGAUAAAGCCACUGUUGGAUUUGAGAGCCUGGAGGAGUGUUAUAUGGCAAAGAUACUUGUUGCUGAAGGUACCAGGGAUGUUCCCAUUGGAGCGAUCAUCUGUAUCACAGUUGGCAAGCCUGAGGAUAUUGAGGCCUUUAAAAAUUAUACAUUGGAUUCCUCAGCAGCAGCUACCCCACAAGCAGCCGCAGCGCCAACCCCUGCUGCCACUCCUUCACCACCUACACCUUCUGCUCAGGCUCCUGGUAGCUCAUAUCCCGCUCACAUGCAGGUACUUCUUCCUGCCCUCUCUCCCACCAUGACCAUGGGCACAGUUCAGAGAUGGGAAAAAAAAGUGGGUGAGAAGCUAAGUGAAGGAGACUUAUUGGCAGAGAUAGAGACUGACAAAGCCACUAUAGGUUUUGAAGUACAGGAAGAAGGUUAUCUGGCAAAAAUCCUGGUCCCUGAAGGCACAAGAGAUGUUCCUCUGGGAACCCCACUCUGUAUCAUUGUAGAAAAAGAGGCAGAUAUAUCCGCAUUUGCCGACUAUAGGCCAACUGAAGUAACAGAUUUAAAACCACAAGCACCACCACCUACCCCACCCCUGGUGGCCACUGUUCCUCCAACUCCCCAGCCUUUAGCUCCUACACCUUCAGCACCCUGCCCAGCUACUCCUGCUGGACCAAAGGGAAGGGUGUUUGUUAGCCCUCUUGCAAAGAAGUUGGCAGUAGAGAAAGGGAUUGAUCUUACACAAGUAAAAGGGACAGGACCAGAUGGUAGAAUCACCAAGAAGGAUAUUGAUUCUUUUGUGCCUCCUAAAGCUGCUCCUGCUCCAGCAGCUGUUGUGCCUCCCCCAGGUCCUGGAAUGGCACCGGUUCCCACAGGUGUCUUCACAGAUAUCCCAAUCAGCAACAUUCGUCGAGUUAUUGCACAGCGAUUAAUGCAAUCAAAACAAACCAUACCUCAUUAUUACCUUUCUAUCGAUGUAAAUAUGGGAGAAGUUUUGUUGGUACGGAAAGAACUUAAUAAGAUUUUAGAAGGGAGAAGCAAAAUUUCUGUCAAUGACUUCAUCAUAAAAGCUUCGGCUUUGGCAUGUUUAAAAGUACCUGAAGCGAAUUCUUCUUGGAUGGACACGGUUAUAAGACAAAAUCAUGUUGUUGAUGUCAGUGUUGCAGUCAGUACUCCUGCAGGACUCAUCACACCUAUUGUGUUUAAUGCACAUAUAAAAGGACUGGAAACCAUUGCUAAUGAUGUUACUUCUUUAGCAACCAAAGCAAGAGAGGGUAAACUACAGCCACACGAAUUCCAGGGUGGCACUUUUACGAUCUCCAAUUUAGGAAUGUUUGGAAUUAAGAAUUUCUCUGCUAUUAUUAACCCACCUCAAGCAUGUAUUUUGGCAAUCGGUGCUUCAGAGGAUAAACUGGUUCCAGCAGAUAAUGAAAAAGGGUUCGAUGUGGCUAGCAUGAUGUCUGUUACACUCAGUUGUGAUCACCGGGUGGUGGAUGGAGCAGUUGGAGCUCAGUGGCUUGCUGAGUUUAGAAAGUACCUUGAAAAACCUAUCACUAUGUUGUUGUAACUAACUCAAGAAUUUCUAAACUCUCCCAGGUCACACUCAUUCAUUCUUAUCAAGAUAUUUAUAUGUUAUUAAACAGGUGGUUUUUAUUUUAAAGUUAACCAGUUAUUUUUAUUAUUGAGUCUGUCCAGAUAAGUUAUUUAUAAUGGGCAUUACUGAAUUUUUAAAAUGACGAUUACACCCAAAUAUUGUGCACAUUUAAUAAUCAGACACCAGAUUUUUAGCUGUGUACUCCUAGUUAAGGGACAUGUGGCCUUGCCUAGACCUUUGGUGAUAAGUACAUCCACUAGGAAAUGUAGGAUAGGUAGGAUUGUGGUUCCCUAAAGACAAGUACAUAAAGGUAACCUGGGUGAAACCUUGAAGUUCUGAAACUUAAUUUCCUAAAAUGUUCUCCUUAAGAUGUGAGAGAAAGAGAAAUCAGGAAAAUUAGUUCUCUUGGAGGAAGGGCUUGAAUUGAAUUUUACUUUAGAAUUUAACCCUGGUUUAAAAUUUUCCAUUACAUGAUCUUUGUUUACCAUGAAUGGGAAGGGUAGAAAACUUCAAGGAAAAUAAGUGAAAUUUUACAAGUCAGCAUUUUCUUAGACCUCUUCAGCUGAUUGUUUAUUUUUCUAUAACCUAUAUAUGGUUGUUUUCCCCCCUCUUGAGAUAAUGAUCUAAAUAUAAACAAGCUACCUGAUAUAAAUGA
This is a messenger RNA of Saimiri boliviensis boliviensis (Bolivian squirrel monkey), 2912 nucleotides long. It is a transcript of the gene DLAT, whose product is annotated as dihydrolipoamide S-acetyltransferase. Gene Ontology annotation, molecular function: dihydrolipoyllysine-residue acetyltransferase activity. The record is from RefSeq and is a predicted model, not a curated record. Gene Ontology annotation, biological process: pyruvate decarboxylation to acetyl-CoA. NCBI's taxonomy places the organism in Eukaryota, Metazoa, Chordata, Mammalia, Primates, Cebidae. Gene Ontology annotation, cellular component: pyruvate dehydrogenase complex.